AUGGCGGGCGGCGAAAACUCGGAAGUAAUACAAUAUUUUUCGGCGGCCGUGUCUAUAGUGUGUGCAGUGACUGGUCUAGUAGUGUACGGCACGAACUCGAACUGGAGACGGAGGCAUUACCUGCACGCCGAGCAAUCACUGAGUCGCUGUGGAGCUGCGCUAUGUAUACUACUCAUGUACAUCGUUACUGACGAGGUAUUUCAAGUGUGGCUCGUUGCCUUCUACUUGAUAUUAGUACUGGCGACAGUAUGGGGCACCUUCCAUUCCGUCCUACUCGGCUACGUACACAUAGUCUUAUCCAGCCCGACACUAACCAACGAAGAACCUCUACUGCUCAAAUCAUGGACGCUAAUAGCAGUAAUGUCAUGCGGCAUAUUAUACUAUAUCAAAUAUAUAUUGACUUUGAACAUGGUGGACGCUGAAACUGUGGCCGCCAUUAUGCUACUGGGUAUUGAGACUGGAAGCUUGAUACUACAAACUAGAACGUUUAAAGAAGCGAUAGUAAUAUGUCGAGUUAAUAUAUUCUUGUUAUAUUUUGUGAAUUUCUUAGGGAUCUUUUGUGAUUUCUUGUUGAUAUUGUACGGUGGGCUGUGUAUUUACAGUGUGAGUAUACAAGAAAUAAAUGAUGUCUUGUUAGUUGUGUACACUGGGGCUGUAUUGUUACAGUCUGUUCUAGUAAUGUAUUGUAACAAUCAACUUGAUUGGAAGAAAUUCGCGCCGCGCACUGACGAGAUACAACUGUAA
Spodoptera littoralis (African cotton leafworm) is the source of this 744-nucleotide messenger RNA. The record is from the annotation of a GenBank genome assembly. NCBI's taxonomy places the organism in Eukaryota, Metazoa, Arthropoda, Insecta, Lepidoptera, Noctuidae.